Messenger RNA from Styela clava, 3903 nucleotides. RefSeq names its product amyloid-beta A4 precursor protein-binding family A member 1-like. Gene Ontology annotation, cellular component: dendritic spine; plasma membrane; cytoplasm. Lineage: Eukaryota; Metazoa; Chordata; Ascidiacea; Stolidobranchia; Styelidae. Gene Ontology annotation, biological process: chemical synaptic transmission. The record is from RefSeq and is a predicted model, not a curated record. Gene Ontology annotation, molecular function: protein binding.
UAAUGAGAACCGAAAUAAGGAUUUGGUGAUGGUAAGCUGAUUUUUAAUAUGAAUACGGUUGCGGACGACCAACCAGACCCUGUCGCAGGUGACGAAGAAAGUGUUAUCGAUCAUAAUGAAGUAAUUGCGUCUCAAGAGAAUUUAAUAAUACCAGAAGAACUCGAAAAAACAAAAGACGAACCAUUUGAGAAUAACGUGAACGUCGAAAUUGCUCAGACGAACUCCCAGACAUUUGAGGAAAGUAAAGUGCGAUCGGAUAUAAAUAUGACGUUUGUCGCAACAGGUGCUACUAAUGCAAUUGAUUAUGAAGAUGUUUUGAAAUCAGCAUUAGGAAAAAUUUCAGUUUUAGAUAAUGCAUGUGAAGACAAUUUACAUGGACUUUCUAUUGAAUCCAGUGCUGAACAUGGUACUGCAACAGAAAACGUAUCUUCUCAAAAUGUUGAAAAUGAUGGUAGCUAUGAUUCAGAUACAUUAGAUGGCAAGACUGAUCGGAUAAAUCCAUUCAAUUUGGCUGGAAAACAGUCAGUGAUGCCACAAUCCCCAGAACAUAAUAAAUCUAUUGGCAAAUUUAUGCCUUUGGAAAGUUUUGGGAAUGAUGAAAUAGCUGGUAGCUUUAUACAACAUGGUAAUGAUGCUACUUUUGACCAUGCAUCGGAAAUUGUCAAUGCCAAAGACGAGUCUUUUAGUAAUCAUUCUGAAAAUAAAAGUGCUUCAUCGAGUCAACACAAAGAAAUGAAAAACCAUCUUGAAAACCAUCCUUCCUAUAGUACUCCUCCAAUUGCAAGUACUUCUGAUCCAUGGGUAAAGCUGCCAUCUGAUCCUGUAACAGAGAAUGAAUCCUCGCAAAUCUCAGAAAAAGUUUCUGACUCAGAAAAUGUUCAAGAUUCAUUAUCAUCGAGUCAGAAUUCUAUCAACAACUCCGAUAUUGGUUUAAAAAAAGCGCCAGCGAUUGAAAACAGUGUUUCCCUCAAUCCCCUUGUUUUAGAUAUACCUGGACCAUGUGAACCAGAAGACUUGAUUGAAGGAAUCAUAUUUAGUGCUAAUUAUCUGGGAACAACACAGCUUGCAUCAAAUCGCAAUGCUGCAAAAAACACCAGGAUGCUUCAAGCACAAGAAGCUGUAAACAGAAUUAAAGCUCCUGACGGAGAAUCACAACCUACUGUUGAAGUCGAUUUGUUCAUCUCUACUUCGAAAAUUAAAAUUUUAAAUGCUGAUACUCAAGAAACAAUGAUGGGGCAUACGUUGCGUUCAAUCUCAUAUAUUGCCGACGUUGGUGAUCUCCUCGUUAUUAUGGCUAAACGACAUUCUUCAAAUGAUGAAAAUCCAGAUGACGAAAACGCAUCUCGUAAAGAACCCAAUAAACGCCAACGAAUUAUAUGCCAUGUUUUGUCAUCUUCAGAUUCGCAUCUCAUUGCUGAAUCGAUUGGUCAGUGCUUUAAUGUCGCUUACCAACAAUUCUUACAGAGCAAUUGUAUCGAACCACAAAAUCUAACACAAGCCGAUUUUAAUAAACUAUUAGACACUCAAGAAAUGUAUCAUGACGAUCUUGUACAUUAUUCCAAACAAGAAAAUGUGAAAGAAAUUUGGGUUGAGAAAAAAAAAGGAGAAGCAAUGGGAAUUGCUAUUGUUGAAUCAGGUUGGGGAUCUAUAAUUCCAACAGUGAUUCUAGCAAAUUUGCAACACGGAAGUCCGAUUGAAAGAAAUGGGAAGUUUAGUAUUGGAGAUCAAAUUAUGGCUAUCAACAGCACAAGUUUGGUUGGACUUCCAUUACUGACGUGUCACAGCAUCAUUAAAGGUCUUCGUAAUCAAACUCUUGUAAAAUUAAAUAUCGUUUCUUGCCCUCCCGUUGUAUCAGUGUUAAUCAAACGUCCAGAUUUAAAACAUCAACUUGGUUUUUCUGUUGACAACGGAAUAAUUUGUAGUUUGAUGAGGGGUGGUAUCGCAGAACGAGGUGGGGUACGGGUGGGUCAUAGAAUUAUUGAAAUCAAUAACCAAAGUGUGGUAGCCACUCCCCAUGACAAAAUCGUACAAAUGCUUGUUACUUCUGUGGGUGAAAUACAGAUGAAAACAAUGCCAGCUGCCAUGUAUAGACUUCUUACAGGGCAAGAACAGCCUAUUUAUUUGUAAUAUUAAUCGUUCAAAAUCUCAAUUUGUUCAUGUUCAUGUAAGCUGCAAAUCCUGCCAUAUUUUAGUAUAAAUUCUUGUUUUUACACUGCUAAGCAAGAGUCUCACUGAGGAAUAAUAGAUGCAUGAAUUGGGGCGUUAGUUUCUGAAUGUUGUUUUUAUUAAAUCUUUAUAUUUUACAGUCAAAAGGGUACGUUUUUUUUGUUACGGUAUGUAUUAGCAGAGCAGAACACAGAAUUCUAGGCAUUUAGUACUAAAUUGUUUCUUGAGAGCAAAUAUUUUAACCCGUAUUUUGAUCUAAAUGUUAAAAAUGAAAAUACCAAAUAUUAAUAAAUAUAAAUUGUCAGCUCAGUUUCAUGAGAAUCUAUUAUUAUAAAUAUCACAGUAUUUUGUUGUUGGCAACUUGAUAGAAUAUAUUUUUUAAUCGUUACCCAUGUAGAUCUUUGCUUAACAGAAUCUAUGGAAUUUCUAGUUUCCUUACCAAUAUUAUCACUCUGGAUUACUUGAAAUUCUCUUUAUUUUAAUUAUAUCGAUCAAAUCGUUCUAAUUGUUUUGUUAAUACCAUCAUUGUGUGCCACUUAUAUUUUUAUUUCAAUCAAUGGUAUGAUUCAAGGAAAGUUCCCUGUCAAAAUACCUGCCAAAUAUGAACUAGACUUGGUAUUCCAGAAUUCUACCUUGCAAUUAGUUUUGUAAAAUAUUUAAAAUCAAUUUGAUGCAAAGCAUGAUUCUGCUGCAACCCCAACAAGCAGAGUAUUUUCUGUUGUUAAAUAGAGCUUCGUUGAUUUUUCAAAUUUUGAUUUUUGUUUGACCUAUUGUACUGUAAAGUACAGACCCAGGUUCAAAGGGAGAAAGGUCUCUUAAUAUGAAAAUACUAGAUGUAUUUUUGACUGGAAAAAUUUGCUAAUGAGUUUUAAAGCUUUUAUUUUAAAAAAUUAGUUGAAAAAUGUUUACUGCAAUUGCGUUUGAAGCUUCUCUAAUAUUCAGUAUUAUUUUGUGCCAACUAAUAUGCGUUCUCAAUAAUGUAUGAUAUUUUUUUCUUUUGAUUAGAGCACACCGUUUUUAUUUCAUGACAUAGACCACAUUCAAUAUCUCCAUUGCUUGAAAUGCUUGUAUGGUACACGUUUUUAUUUUUUAAAUCUCGAUUUUUUUGAGGCGAAUGUUUAGUUAGAUUUAUUUCAGCUGUACUUUAUACAGUAAUAUUCAAAUAACACUUUGUUAUUAUAUUGUAAACUAUUAUUGAAUAUUUCCAAAAACAGAAUAUUAUUUAGAUAAAAGUACUGUUGAGCUAUUUCAACAAUCUUGACUUGUUUCAAUUCCCAAUUGUGUUUAAAAUUGAUUUGGCGCUCAGUUUCACUUAAUGAAAUUCAAUUUGCAUCUUAAAUUAAUUUACAUAUAAAACAUUUUGGAAAAUAGACAGAUUAAAAAUUGUGAUCCGGUUUCUGGCUAUGUGCAAACCUUGUUACUUAAUGUAGAUAUAUUAUCUUUGUGUAUUGUAAUGAACAUAUACUGGUAUAAGAAUGACUAUCAUAUCAUAUACUUUAUGUGAAAAAUAAUCCCAUACUUCAAUAGAAGGGUAUUUUUAUGUUCUCAACCUGUUUCUUCUCUUCAAAUAUGUACUUUACAAGUACAACUUAUCAACCAAUGAAAAUAUAUAUAUUGAUAUUUAUUGUAAUCUGAAGGAUAUCGUACGAUUCUUGUAUCUAAUGAUUGUGAUCUAAAUAUGAACUAUUUUUAUUGCUGUGCGUAACCACUGCAUGUUUAUGUUGCAUUUUUAUGUAG